Molecule: messenger RNA, 9909 nt
Organism: Eriocheir sinensis (Chinese mitten crab)
Lineage: Eukaryota; Metazoa; Arthropoda; Malacostraca; Decapoda; Varunidae
Gene: enc
Product: cAMP-regulated phosphoprotein 21-like
Exons: 24
Coding region: 371-4279 (1302 amino acids)
Molecular function (GO): nucleic acid binding
Source: RefSeq, a predicted model, not a curated record
CCAUGCUUACAGAUCACAAGAAGAAGAAGAGGAUCGCCGCUCGCCGUCGUCUGUUUGUUAUUGUUGUGAAAAUCAAUGGCAUGGUGGUGUGUUUUGAGGCGUUUUUCCUGCUUGUUAGGCUUCCAGGGUCUCUGCACAGGGAAGCACCAGUCCAGAUUGUAGGAUUAGCGUAGCAGUAGCCUUGUUCACCUGUUCAUUAGCUGUGCCGACCAGGUGGAUGCAAUGCGCCAGUGAUCGUGGAAGCGGUGUGCCGAUUGCGGGAGCCUGCAUAUGACGCCACCACUCCACGCAGCCUCUCCCGCCACAUUAUGUAGAUGUACCGUCCAUCGUGGUGCACAACGGCUCGGCCAGCGCCCCGGGAAGCCCAGGAAUGGAGAGAUCAGUGCGGCCCCUGCGCCACCACCCCACCCUCUCCAAGCAGGUUUCACUGCUGGACGACGAAUGUGACGAGGGUGUGGAGGAUGGGGGGGACCUGCUACCUGACACCCCACCCACCCACCCUCACUCCCACACCCCUCCCCCCACACCACCCGGGGCCAGGGGAGUGUCUCCACCUUCCCCGUCUACCUCUUUCUCUCACCACCAUAAUGGCUCUCCCCAUGGGCCUGGGCCUGGGGGAGGCGGUGGUGGGGGAAUGAACUGUAGUCAUGGCGGGUCCAACCAUUGCAGUGCCGGGCACGGGGCAGGGCAGGGCCAUGUGGCACAGGAGCCGGGGCGCUCCAAGUCCUUGGAGCUCCACCACCAACGCUCCACAGACUCAGACAAGGAAGUUCCUUUGGUUACCUCAGCCAGACACAGGCACCACGGGGAGAAACCCAAGCGGCUGCAGAGGAGCCAUGCCAUGCGGGAAGACUCCUCCCCGCCCCCAGAGUUGCUGGAGGGAGUUCCACCAACAUCAUCUCAUCCUAGUACAACCUCAGGAGGAGGCAACACCCUUACCGUCACUGCCAGUGGAGGCGGUCGCAGGCGCAUCAAGCACCAGGGCUCCUCUCAGGGCUCCUUUGAUGGCUCCUCUCCAUGCUUGUCUAGGGACUCAUCAAUGGAGUACACAGACAGCAGCGGGGUAGACCUGCAGCAGUUCAUCAUACAGACCUUGCACAAAAACCAAAAAGAUCGCAUGAUGCUCCUCAAGAUUGAGCAUGAAUUAGUCAGUCUGGUCAAGGACUCUAAACGGACCCACCACAAGUUCCCACCCAUGUCAUCCUACCAGCGCAUGCUUGUGCAUCGCUGUGCUGCCUUCUUUGGCCUGGAGCACAAUGUGGACCAGGCAGGCACGGCAGUUAUUGUCAAUCGCACUCGCAACACACGCCUUCCUGAGACCCGUUUCCGGGAUCACUGCCGGGAUGACCUGUUAGUGCCUGAUGAACCUAAGAGGUCCAUUCUCAAACGGGACUCAUCUUCCUUCGAUGAUAGUUCUAACUAUAAGUCCCUAGAUAGACAAUUCAGCUCAGAGUCCAGGAGGAGCAAGAGUUUCGAGGAACGGGAAGAAGAGUAUGAGAAAGUAAGGAAGAGAAUAUUCAGUCAGGAGUCCUUGUCUUCGGCUGACGGUCUGGGCGACUCACCGGUCAGGAGUCAUGACUCUCGGCGGAACUCCCAGGACGACUCACGUUGGCAUGAGACCCGCCACUGGACUUUCAUGGACUCUGAAGCAUCACAUCGAAAACACCACUACGACAAUCAUAGGCUAAGACCUGGGAGGCUGCCCAAGGUGGAGUCCUUUGAGAGCCGAGACACCCUUCAUCCCAGGUCUCUCCGGCCACCGGUGUUCAAGUCACACAGUUUUGGCGGCUACAGCGGCGGAGUGACAGUGUUGUCACGUGGAGACUCUGUGUCUAGCAACAUCUCUUCCAGAUUAAGUAAACAAGACUCCACCAGCAGCAGGAUAAGCGACCAAAGUAUGAGUUCUGGCUACAAGUCACAGAGACAAGAUACUAGUUCAACAAAUGUGUCAAAUACUCUCUCCACGACUCCUUCCCCGACCACCAGUCAACACCAACACUCAGCUGCCGGCCAGGUGGGUGUGUGGGGUGGAGAAGGAGAUAGCCAACCUGUGAUGUGGGCAGUGACGGACAUGGAAGCUGUACCUGCUGGAGCUAUGUUAAUAAACCCCCAGAGUGGCCAGCCAUAUAUGAACUCCGAUGGGUCAGUAUAUCGCUUUGAUCCAAACAACCCUCCUCAGCUGAGCCCGAGCGUCAGCAGUAGCAGCUCGGGAGUCACGGCUGCCCAGGAGAAAGACUCUGCUUCUGACAAGGACACCUCAAGCCAGCCCUCAGGGCUGCUGUACCACAAACCUUCGAAGUGCAUGUAUUCGGAGGGGGUCUCAGGGGGUCCUCUCUCCUCCCCUGUCUCUCCACCUCAGCCUGCCCCAGCAUCACACCAAGGUGGUUCAAGUGGGAGCCUCACCACCUGUGUGACCCAGGUUCCUGCCGUGUCCACACCAUCACAUGAUCUUCCUCAAACUGCCUCGGCCAACAUUCACAGCCCGCCCACCAAACAGCUCAGUCUACAGCAAUCCUCUCCUGAGCCAACACAAGGUGUUGUGAGUGGCAGUGUGUCAGGCGGGGAGAGCCGGGAGGCUGAGAUGCCUGCUGCCUCUGGGGGAAAUAGCGGCAGUGAGGGGGUGACCCAGCCCACACCUCAAGUGAUAUACCCGCAGUAUUAUCCACUUGAAGCAAGAUCUUACUCCCAGGAGGGCCACGUGAGUGAGGUGGCCAGCCAUAUGCGGGCCCUGUGCCUGAGUGGGGCCAGUGGCAGUGAGGCUCCAGGAGACAUGGUUACAGGGCAGGUGGCUGCCCCGCCAGCUCCCGGCCCGGGACCUCAAAGUUACGUUGUGCCAAGACAGCAUUACACACAGCCAGUGUACUACAUGCCGGCAGGGAGUGUGGGUAACCUGAACGGCUCCCUCAAGUAUGUGUACCCUCAGUAUCAAAUGGCUCCUGUGCAGGCUCCAGCAGGAGUGCAAGCCCAGGCAGGGGUACAGCCAACUGGAAUGCAACAAGUUCAGGGGAUACCUGCUGUACCAGCAGUACCUUCUCUGACAGGGGCAGUGCCAGCAGCCCCUGGCCCUCCCACAGCCCAUCAUCCCUCCAUGGAACACACCCCAGCUCUCCCUCCUGGGGGGGGGCACCUUUACCCUCCAGGAGGCUACACAGUGGUGACCUACCCCGCUGCUGGAAAUGUAAGUGGGACAGGCAGUGGGCAGGAGGCCGGGGGCACCACCUAUUACUAUCAGCUGCCUUCAGCACCAGCAGGAUCAGGAAUUGGUGGUCCCCUCCCUCCAGGACAGCCUGUACCCACCAGCCUCCACCAGUACACCAUCACACCCUCCACCACAACCACCACGUUUCCACAGAUGGGGAGCAGCUUAGGUUAUUACACUCCAAGUGGCUUGCCAGGUGGAGGAGUGUACCAGGCUGUGGGUGGCAUGCAGGGCAUGUCUGGGGGCAUGUACAGCUCCCCUCCUGGCCCGGCCCCGGCCAGCCAUGCCACAGCUGUCUCCUACAGAGCCCCGACCCCUCCCCAGACUCCCAGCACCCAGGGCAUGAGUUUAAGCCUGGGGUAUGUGAGUGGCGGCAGUGGGGGGACUGGGGUAGCGCCAGCGGGAGGGCAAUAUAUGGCAAUGGUCCCCCCCCAGCAGCCCCCCACUCCCACAUCCCACGCCCCUCCCCCCCAGCUCUUCACCACCUUCUUUAGGCCUUCUGUCCAGAUGAUGGGAGGGUCAGCAGGCACUCCUCCCCCCCAGUCUGUGCUCCAGUAUGGGGGUGGUGCUGUGCCACCCUCAGGUCCCCCAGGAUCAGUCACCCCCCACCCGCCAGUGUUCGCCAAGCCCUACAUGGGGCCGGCCAUGCACACCAUGAUGCCUGGAGCCUUGCCGGAGCAGGCUGGGCUGGGCAAGGAAGACAAGAGGCUGAUGGCCAUGGCCCAGGGUGUUGGGGGAGCUCCCACUGGCCCUGCUGCCCAGCUCCUGGCCAGACCGUACUCCAUCAUGCAAAGUGAUAUGCGGAUAUUUGGGGGGACAAGCGGGCUUCCCAAUACAGGUGGGAUGAGUGGUGGUAGCCUGGCGGGUAGUGGGGCCCCAGCCCCCCUGCGGGCCGGGCCCCUCCUGCUGGCUGGGACGCGGCCCAGACACCCCAAUGCCUUCACUCCCACCCCACUUGCCCCCCUGAGUCUAGCAAGACCGCCCAAAGUGCGGAGACAGCGGUCACGAACUUCUUAUACUCGUAGCUCAGAAGUUAUGACACCUCAGAUGUCAGUGGAAGGCCAAGAGUCAAAUGAAUGAAAUUGUUUUCCUGCUUUCAAGCAGUUAUCUCCAACCAAGCUUUUACAGUGGGAUUGAUAACAAAAUAAUUAAGUUAAAACUAUGUGAUCCUAUGACAAAAUUCAAAAAGCAUUUCCUAUGUAGGUGCUGCAGUGAGGGUUAGUGACAGCCUUAUAUAGUGUGAGUUGCAUCGUGACAUUCACCCGGCCCCCGGCCAGCUGUGGUGCAGCGGCAGAGUGACACCUGCUGCCUGCGAUGAAGAGGAUCCUCAUACACCUGCAUAAUAUCUACAGAGCCUGUGGUCUUGUAUCGCAAAUUGUUCUAGUGUUUGCUGAUGUAGUUCUCAAUUUUUUAUUAAAAAAUAACAACAAGGAAUUACAGGAAAUGUGUUGGUGACAACAAGGAAAACAAGGAGUACACACACGAAGCAGUUUGAGAACUUGCCGACAAAGCUAGAAUGCUAACAGAUCCAGAAGUGUGCGGUAACUUGUUGUAAAGGCUGGAUGUGAACAUUUAUUGACAAAUUUGUUUGAAAUGAUGACAAAGUGGCAUUGUGUGGAUCUGACACUGAAGAAUACUUGAUGACAUCAGUAACUCUCAGCAUUGGUACAUCCUUCCACCCUCACCACCACUACCUCCACCUCCACCAAGGGUACCUCACCUCCCUCCCUACAGCAGUGCAUUUCUGUUGCCACUCAUCUACUAGCUGUACAUAAAAUAUUGUUAUGUUAUAUUUCACUGACAGCCAACAAAGCUGUGGAGAAAUAUUUCAGGUUGUUAAAAAUAUUUUAUUAUUUUAGUUUGAAGGGGAUCAGUUAUCAUAAGGACAUCUCUUGAGAACUUAUGACAGUUGGUGACCCAGGAGAGGGAGUUGGUAAUGCAUUAUUAAUGUAGAACUUGUAACUGUUUUCUAUUUGCACAAUGAUACUUGUAUUAUGUAUUCGAGUGUCCAAUGAAGUUGAGUCAUCAAGAUUGAGAGUGGAAAAGAUGAAAAUGAGAAUUCAAGUUAAUGUUACAGUAAGUAAGUAACACCUCUUUUUAUCAUUAAUUAAAUUUCUUAGAUGAUUUCAGAGCAGUACAACAGUUAAUAUAAAAAUGCAAAUCAAGUUGAAGUUAUGUGAUAAUGAGAAGCUGAUUGUUCAAUUUCUUGGAGUGUUGGGAAGUGAGAGUCAGACUCAUGAAAAUGUUAUUGUUUUAUCCUGUUUUGAAUUUAUGGAAAUUCUUUUAUCUUGAUUUACAUUGGAAACAUAUCCAAGAAAAUUAGUGAAUUCAGUUUUCAGUCACUUGCAGCGAUUCAUUGAUGAAGACAAAACUGUCACCUUAUCGACCCACUGUCAAAAGCUCUUUUUUAACUGGUAGUGUACUCUUUUUACCUGCUCUGCAGCCUGCCAUGCACUUUUCAGAGGUAUUUAAUGAUGCAGAAGUCUUUAUUAUUCACUAUUUUUGUACAGCUAUUUGAAACACUUGCCUACUGGUUGCUUUUCAUAGUCAUUGAUCUAGUCUUCAUGUGCUGAUCAAGUCAAAGGUGCUGAGCUGAGUUCAUAUUGCUCAUGUGUACAGAACCCUUGUGGGGAACACUGCUCAGUGGAGGAAGAGAAGAGAAAGGGGCUCUUGCAUCCCCUCCCGUGGUAACUACGGAAACAGGAAGAUAUGAAUCUGUGUGAAGUUUCUUGACAGAUUCAUUUGUUGAAAAAUGUGCAUAUGUAUGCACCUGAGUAGCAUGUACACAUGUCAUUAGUGUGUGUGAGUGUGACUGUGUGUGUGUGUGUGUGUGUGUGAGUGUGUGUGUGUGUGUGUGUGUGUGUGUGUGUGUGAGUGUUGUCCAGCAGCUGGCAGCAUCCCCUCGGGUAACUGGAUCAGCCAGAACACGGGACAGUUGGGUGGCCAUCCAUUCCCUCCUUCCAGACCACAUGGUGUCAGGUGUUGAUGAAAGAACAUAAUAAUUGUUAAACCUAUAGAGUGUGUCCAUUCUAAAUACUCUUGGGUUCUCUGUAAGUAUUAAGUGUCAGAAGUUUAAUGCCUCGAACAAUAACAAUGGAACUCUAUGAAAAAUAGAAAAUUAUGAACAAAUGGUAUUCCCAAAGAUCCGGCUGGCACUGUGAUCAUCCAGGGAAUUUCCAUAAGCCAGCAAAUGCAAUAGAAAGAUCCUCCAACCUCGUGAAUCCAAAGAAUAAUGCCUGACACAAGAUCCUCUUUAUACUCAUGACCCAACACAAACCUUUGUUUACAACUUUAGCCUUGUUUGUGCACAACCUUGUUACUCCUGGAUGAACUAAAUUGGCUUGUUUUUCAAACUAGCUUGAGUAGGAUCACAGGGAUGUUUUAUAGAUGUUAAAUUAACCAAAAUAAACUUUAUGCCAUUACCAGACAUUUGUUAUACUGAAUCUAGCAGCACAUACAAUUGGCAUAAUAUAUAAAACAAACUUUUAUUUUAGAACUAACACCCAGGCAUUAAUGAAGACAGCAGCAAAAUUGAGUUUUUCUUCUGAAUUAUCAAGUAAAAUUUACAUUGAACUUUUAUGGCUUCACUCACUUUAGAAAUCAUUUGAAAUUUGGAUAAUUCACUGUCUAAAGAACAUCCCUAUAGAGCUUUCUGUUCACUGAGGAAAAGAAGCAUUUCAUGUUUGUUUCACUGUAGGAUAAGGAGUCUCACAGGUCUUAUGUAGUCAGGUUCUCUCGUACCCCAAUGAUCUCGUUCCCUAGUCAUGUAUAUCGUUACUUUUUCUUUUUAGAUACAACACAAGCUAUUUGCCAGAGUGUACAAGUAAAGAGAUUAAUGCUGUUGAGAUUAAAUAAAGAACAUAACACCAAUUGAACUACUAUGUCACAACUCAGUUCUCUCUUUCAAAAGCACUGAUGAUAUUUUUGAUUUUCUCUCCUAUGAGUUUGACUAUUGAGCCUAACUAUGAAUGCUAAAACACCCCUUGCAAUGGGCCAAGUAUUAUGAAAACGAACAACAAGAUAACAAUCCGCACUUGGGAUAUUCCGCGAGUGAGAGUACCAUGGCUUUAUUAGAAUAUAAGAAAGUAAUACCAGCAGUCAUUGUAUGUGAGUUUGAUGUUUGUUAAUAAUUCUGAAAGUAUCAACAUUUCUUUCCAUAGGCAUAAUAGUGAUCAUAUCCGUUACAUUUCAGUUCAGUUUUGCAUCCAUCAUCUCUGUUCUUCUUGCUGUCAUAAAAGUACCUUCUUGCCAAAUCAUGUUGGUAUGAUUAUCACAUUCUUGGCUGACAUAUUUCAUUCAUUUCAUUUCAUACCUGCCUUAACUAAUCUUCUGAAAGGGGCCUUCAUAUUUGUAUUGUUGUGCUUUUAAACUCUCACCAGCCAUGUACGAGUGAGAUGCUUCCAGCCCGUCACUCCCCCGUUCUCUCUCUCCCUCCCCUUAGCCUAUUGGAGUCUUUUUCUUUCUCUUUUGCUGUCUCUCUUUCUCUCCGUCUCUUGCUUUCUCUUCUCUUUGCUCUUCUCUUUCUCUUUUGCUUUCUCUUCUUUUCUCUCUCUCCCUUCCUUUCUCUUCUCUCUCUCUCUCCCCCUCUCUCUCAUUGUCUGAAGCCCCUCCCCCGUAAAGUCUUUCUGGGUGAGCUCCCCCGUGCCUCCUCACACCCAUGAACUCACUAACUAAAAUAAAGACUCAACAAGUACAGCUAACUAGAUGAAAAUGACGUUAUUCACAUGAGUUUUUUCCUUGCAUGAAAAGCAUAAAAAAAGAGCAAUAAAUAAUUACAAGAUUGUUGGGUGUAUCCCUGAGUUGAUGAUUUGUUGUAUGUAGAUGACUCUCACUAUACAAUUGGGUUGCAUGCCUAGAAAUGUAUAAUGAACAAGAAGAGUUCAAUAGAGAUACAUUCCAGGACUUAGUCAACCCCAGGACAUAAGUAUAAAAACGGCUUUUCCAGCUCUCCAGAAAAUACUAUGAAAAAAAGUGCUCACAUGUGUUGAAAUAAAUAUACAAAUAGCAAUGGAAAGGCUCAAUUUUAUUUCCUAAAUUUGGUCUUCUGUGGUUGUUUAGCUAUGUAAUAAACAUAUUUUUAAUGUAUUGUAACUAGUUUCAUGAUAAUUCCUUGACACCAACCGUGUGGCUCGUGCAUGAACUUGAUACCGGUCAGCUGAGGCCACAUGAGCAUUACUAAAACUCAGUAAAGCAAAUACACACACACACACACACACACACACACACACACACACACACACACACACACACACACACAUCUGCUGUCAGACUUUUAAAUACAACAGGCAGACAAACAAGUUAAUCAGUGUGAGUGUUCAGAAUGCAGCAACUAUUUUUUUUAGUGCUUGGCAAACCCUUGUGUAGUGUUCUUUAUGUAGGAAAUUGGUUGAAAGUCACAAACCAAAUGUCCACAAUGCAAGAGGAAUAAAUAAAAAUGGAUAUUCCACCUUUGAUAGGGAUACAUAAUUAAAUAGAACAUAUAGUUCCUUCACCUCAGUUUUCCCUGAUGGUUGUUUCUAAUCAGAGAACUUGUGCAGCUUCUUUAUCACUGUCUUGCUGUUGCAGUAAUCUAUAAGUUUGAUACUUAACAUUUUUAUAACUUUAGUUUGAGUACAAAAUGUGAUGCACAGUUUCCCACAGCACUAGAUGGACGCCGUCAUGUCUUACCACCAGGCGGCGCACUAACUGUCAUUUUCUUUCUCACUCAACAAGGAGCUCUCUAAUCAAGUUGGCUGUUUGAACAACUCUAGCUUUGGCCUCAUCUCCCACUUACAAAAUAGCCUUGACCACAUCAGUAAAAACACUACUGUAUCCAGUCAAGUCUUUUCCCUUUGAAUAUGACACACCCAGACAAAGCCCCACCACUCCUGAUGGACCCAGAGGGCAAAACAAUUUCAGCUGCAUCCUUCAAUCAUUCAGCCUGUGUGACCUUUGGUCCUGAAUUCACAGAUGCUCGGAGAUGCUCUAGUCAUUUUGUCAUAGGGUUAUUAUUUUAUUGUUCUUUAUUCUUUGAAGUGAUAAUUGGUCUUUGAAUAUUUCCAUUUUCUUUAUUUGGAAAAUUUUAGACCCAAAAAAGUAGUAUAAGUAACAUUUUUAAGAUGUUUGACUUUUAUAUGACCACAUAUGCUAUGUGUGUGUGUGUGUGUGUGUGUGUGUGUGAACGAAUAAGGUUCUCAACAGCAUAAUAUGAGUUUGACUUUUAUUAUUGUGUAACAAAAUUAUCAUUAAUUAUUCCAAAUUAGUUAAAGAUGCCUUUACUUUGAAUUGGCGAGUCAUCGUGGCCAUGGUGGCCAACAAGCAAGUUAGUCCAUACAGAAUGAUAUGAAUUUUGAAGGGUUAUACGUAGUAGUUUAUGCUUUAAGUGUGAGGCAUGAGUGCCAAGUAAGAGUAAGCAGGACAGACAAAUUAGAAUUUACUAUGUAGAUAUUUCUUAUCAACUCUAUGGGGUCCCUACUUCACAGUUUUCACUCGCUUGCAUUAUCUCUCCUACCUAAGGUUCAAACAUUGAUGCCAUGUAUUGUCUCAGUCAUCUGUCUCAAGUGUUCCAACACCUUACGACAUCACCCACAUCUCAUAGACCUUUCCUCCCUCCCUUCUCUCCUUUCCUGCUCUUGUUUUCAAGUUCAAGUUUUCUAUUGCAUCUUUUUAUGUGUCGCAGUCAGUCUCGCCCACACGGGGAACACUGCAAUAAAGAUGUUAUUAUUCUUUAA